This is a messenger RNA of Solenopsis invicta (red fire ant), 2369 nucleotides long. RefSeq names its product ATP-binding cassette sub-family G member 1-like. The transcript is spliced from 10 exons. Bases 348 to 2237 code for a protein of 629 amino acids. The record is from RefSeq and is a predicted model, not a curated record. NCBI's taxonomy places the organism in Eukaryota, Metazoa, Arthropoda, Insecta, Hymenoptera, Formicidae. Gene Ontology annotation, molecular function: ABC-type transporter activity; ATP hydrolysis activity; ATP binding. Gene Ontology annotation, cellular component: plasma membrane.
GGCUGAUGAAUCGUACAGAUUACCGUACGCCUUUCUAAUUCCGCCAAUCGUUUCAUGAGAGCGACGCAUUGGCUGGACGAGAAGGAAUCCAGACCUGAAAGAUUGAAUUAAUAAGAUAUUUAAGAGUCAACGUGAAGCACGUGAGUCAACACGAUAGAUAUUUCAUCUGUGAUCGGCAAGUACGGGAAAAUUAAAAGGAAGUGCCGUGAACAGAUAACGCGAGUGCUCAAACAGGACCGAAUGACACUCGAAGCUUGGUGACAUUGUUUCAUCUUCAUUUUUAUUGUAUUACGUACGAAAGCAAAGGCUUGCGCUUCGAAUCAUCGUUUUAUCUCCAUCCCGCCGCGAUGACCACUCUGACGCAUUGUUCGCUGUCACGAUCGUCUGUGAGCUGUCAGUUCGAUCAUGGCAGCCAAGACAACAUGCGAGACACGGCUAUCAUAGACAACAAUAAUGUCUUACAACGGGAAAAGCAGUCCUUCCCAAAGAGACCUGAGCUGGACCUGUCGUUCCGCGACAUACGCUACCGCGUCAGGGAAUGGAAUAUACGCAAUUUCUCAAUCAGCGAGAAGGAAAUUCUGCACGGCGUUAAAGGCGAAUUUAAAUCCGGCGAAUUAGUUGCCAUAAUGGGGCCGUCCGGAGCUGGAAAAUCGACAUUGCUGAAUGCUCUUGCCGGUUUCACGGUAAAGGGUGUGAGCGGAGAAGUUCGGAUCAACGGUAAAGUCCGUGAACUACAGAGCAAACUAUGGAAGAGGAUGUCGUGUUACAUACACCAGGACACCAUUCUCACACCAUACGUCACCGUCGGAGAAACCAUGACUUUAGCCGCUCAUUUGAAACUUGGCUGCACAAUCAGCUCCGCUUAUAAGCACACUCAGGUUUCAGAGUUGUUGGAGAUGCUAGGGCUGAGCCAUUGCUACGACACUUUAUGCGGAAAAUUAUCGGGAGGACAGAAAAAGGAGCUUGAUAUCGCUUUAGAACUCCUAACUAAUCCUUCAAUAUUAUUCCUCGACGAACCAACAACUGGUCUGGAUUCCUUCUCGUCUAGCCAAUGCGUCGCUCUCAUGAAACGAUUGGCGGAAUUAGAAAGGCGUACGGUAAUCUGUACGAUUCAUCAGCCGAGCGCCUCACUUCUGGAGAAGUUUGAUUCCCUGUACGUGAUGGCCGAUGGUCAUUGCAUAUACAGAGGCCCGGUUAGAUCCUUGAUACCACACCUGGCUUCCGUCGGCGCCCAAUGUCCAUUUAAUUACAAUGUAGCAGAUUUCGUCAUUGAGGUGGCGAUCGGCGAAUACGGAGUUGAGCUCGAUAAGCUGGUGGCGGCGGCGGAAACGAUACCGAACGAUGAAAAGCAGGUCGCCCUUACCGCGAGGCAGCCUGAAGAAACAGAUAAAAUCAAGGAACCACCACUGCCUGCCGGUUUCUUGACGCAAUGCUACUUUUUGUGCAAGAGGCGACUUCUAAGCUUGAAAAGACACUAUUCUUUACUACUGGAACGACUGCUCUGUCAUCUGUUAAUUGGCGUACUUUUCGGAUAUCUGUACAUGGGAAUCGGUUAUCAAGCUAAUUCCCUAGGAAAUUAUGGUUAUUUAUACGGAUCAUUGAUGUUCCUCGUCUUCACUGGAAAAAUGACUGCUUUGCUCGCCAUUCCAUUGGAGAUGCGGAUUCUCAUGAAGGAGCAUUUCAAUUGCUGGUACCGAUUAGCGCCGUAUUACAUCAGCUUAUUGCUGGUCGAGGUAUUCUUCCAAGCAGCGUGUGCGACGUCGUAUUUGAUGGUGAGCUAUUGGUUGACCGACCAGCCCGCAGAAACGAAUCGUAUAAUAUUGUUUAUGCUAGUCAGCAUAGCUACCAGUCUGACGGCGCAAGCGUGGGGUUUCUUCAUCGGUGUUAUUAUGUCGAUUAAGAUUGCAGUCAUUAUUGGACCGAUAAUCGCAACGCUAUUCUCCGUAUUCAGCUUCGCCUUCCCUUACAUUGAUAUGCCGUACCUGUUUCGUUGGAUGUUCCACAUAUCGUACUUUCGUGCGGGUUUGCAGAGUUUAAUAUAUACUAUAUACGGAUACGACAGAGAGGACUUGAAGUGCGAUAAACUGUUUUGUUACUUCAAGAAACCCAGAAAAUUCCUCAUCGAGAUAAACGCCACUGAUAUAAACGUGAUCAAUAAUCUGGUACUCAUCCUCGGCAUCGGGGUACUGAUGCAUUUUCUAACGGCUAGCGCGCUUUGGUGCAAGCUCAGAAGAUGAGUCAAAUACCUAUUGAAGUGGAUUACAAUGUUAUCUAUAUAAAACUUUAUUUAAAAACAUUGAUUUAGCUGACUAAGCACUAAUUUAUUUUUUGUUUAAUAAAAAUUCUGAUCACAUGUGAAGUUAUAAUGA